GUUAUGGAAUAUAUAAAGCGUUAGAAUUUAUUCUUAUUGCUAGACUUAGUAAAACUGUUAUUUUUUCAGAUUCAUAUAGUGCCCUUCAGGCCGUUGAAAAAUUUCCUUUUAAAUCAAAAUCCCACUCAAUUGUGAUAUUGAAUAUAAGAGAAAAGCUCGUAGAAUGUUUUUCCAAAAACUUAAUGGUAGUUUUAUGUUGGGUCCCUGGUCACGCUAAUAUAAAAGGAAAUGUUAAAGCGGACCGUUUGGCUAAUGAGGCGAUAACAAGUGGUGAUGUAUAUCCCUAUAUAAAUUAUUGCACCGAUCUGGCUGCACUUCCAAGUACUUUUCUCAGGGAAUCCUGGGAAAAGUGCUGGGAAGAAAGCAGUCAGAUAAAAGGCAAAUUAUAUUCGAAAGUCCAAUUGAAUAUACCGGAGAAGCCAUGGUUUUGCAAAUUGAAACUUGGCAAGCGAUCUACUAGUAUAUUAAUGAGAAUGCGCUUGGGUCAUGUGUGUUCGCCAACUCACCUUGCUAGACUUGGUAUUAAUGCUAGUACAGCUUGUGAAUGCGGUGAAGAAGAGGGUGACCUCAAUCACAUCUUCUUCGCUUGUCCACUUUUUGACAAUGCUAAUUUUAUUAGUCAACUCACUUCCUUUGGUGUUCCUUUUCCUUGUUGUAUUUCUUCCCUCCUCUUAUUUAAUGUAAAUAUUUAUAAAGCUAUUUCCUCAUUUAUUGUACAUAAUAAUAUUAAAAUAUAGUUUGUAUAUACCUAAUAUAUUAUAUUUACGUGUAUUAUCAUUAUUUACUUAGUAGAUAUUAAUAUAUUUUCGCUUAACCAACUUUCCUGACUUAAUCCAAAUUCCGAAUCCUAUUUUCUUUCUGUAAUAUUAUGUUUCCCUAGCUUUAUUGACAUUGGCGUAGCACAGCAACUCAGUGCUUGUAGCCAUAUAAUAGAAAAAAAAAAAACUAACUAACUAACUGCUAACCUAGCCCUGUUUUGACGUUUCUUACAUAUAUUUUUAUAUAUAGAAGUCCCGUCUCUUCUUACGUAGUAUUUGUAUUCUCUUUGCUAGAAAAUAGAAAUUAAGCUCAAGCAAAAGAUCCUGUUUUCACGUACAUGAGCAAUCUAUUUUAUUGCUAUAAUAGUACGUACUACUACUACGUAGCCUGUGUGUUAGUAUUAUAACUGUUAUUCAGCUGCUGUGUUCAAUAGUUGCUACACUCUACCUAGUGUGAAAAACUCAAGAUGGUUUGAUAGUCCAACGAAUAACUGAAUAAGUUCGUAGUGAAUUGUGUUUUGGUAUUUAAUGAUUGUUACCGGCUAAGUUACGGUGCAUCAGUGAAGAGUUAACACAGACGAGGUAUCUGGACAGUGCGGCAGGAGUAUGGUGCUGGCCAUGGCAGGCGCGUGGCGAGCUUCCGACCGGCCACAGAUGGAGCGCGCCCGCGACGACGCGGCCACACUGCACGAGCGACUCGUCGCGUACGUGCACGCGCUGUCCGACCCGCACGAGGCGCGCACCGGCGUCUGGAUGGAGCACUCGUACGCACGCGCGCGCGGCGCCGCCCCGCCCGCCGCCGGCGACGCGCGCGUGCUGCUCGCGCCGCCGCCCGCGCCGCGCCCCGCCGCCGACGUCGACGUGGAGUGCCUCGACCCGCCGCCGCCCGACCUGCCCUUCGACGACCCGACGCCGCCGCUCUGUGACUCCGACGACGACCCGGACGACGACGCACACGAUGACUGGGAGCAGCGCGUCACUGCCCACGCGCCCACCGCCGAGUGCGCGCGACUCGCGGAGCGCGCCGCCGAGGUUCUGCGCGCGCAGCGGCUGGCGGUGCUGGCGCGCGGCGGCGCGGGUCGGCGGGAAGCGGCGCGGGCGGCGUGCCGGCGGCUACGAUCCGCACUCGCGCCCACCUGGGCCGCGGUCGGCGCGCAGCCCCGCGCGCCUGCGUGGUUGCACUCGACGUUGAUGGCGCACUUGCCGCGACAAUUUCGAUCGUUGUACGAGGAGGCGGUCGCCGAGCUGCGCCGAUCGGCGCCGCGACUGGCGGACAGGAUGGGUGUGGCGCGGACGGAUCUCGUGGAGCCGGAGCCCGAGCUGGAGGGCGCGGCGGUUGACGGAAGCGUGGACCCUUGGCUGGUGUGGCUGGAAGCGGGCGGCGCGAAAGGGCGCUGGGCGCGGCGGCUGCGUUCGCUGGUGCACACGCGCGCGCUGCCGGUAGAUGGUGGAGUAUGCGCAGCGCCAGAGGUGUGGUGCGCAAGCGCAGCUGCGACGGCGCGCGCUGCACUGGCGGACAUCCUCGCCGAGGCGGGAGAUCGCAGCGUGGUGUUGGGCGGGGCGGGCGGCGGCGCGGCGCUGGCGGCGGCGCUGGCGACGGACGCGGCGUGCGCGGCGCGCGUGCGCGGGCUGGUGCUGCUGGCGCCGCGGCUGGCGUGGGGCGUGCGCGGCGCGGAGUGGGCGACGGAGCUGCGGCUGCCGGUGCUGCUGGCGUGCGGCGCGGGCGCGGCGGCGGCGCGGGCGGCGUGCGCGCGCAGGCCGGCGCGGCGCGCGCUGGAGUGUCGCGGCGCCGACGCGGCGCUGCGCGCGCCCGCCGCCCUGCGCGCGCGCCUGCGCCUGCCGCAGCGCGCGCUCGACGCGGCGAUCGCGGAGGAGUGUGUACGCUGGGCGCUCGAGGUGUCGGAGGGCGGGACUAGUUCGGAGAGUGUGGAGCCGGGGAGGACGCGCCGCUCGGCUCCCCCCUCCCCCUCGCCGCCGCUCGCCCCCAAAUUCCAGUCGCGCCGUUCGCCAGCGGCCUCAGAGCCCAAAUUUUUUUAUCCAAGAUCCGUCCCGCGCGGCGACGGCGAGCCCGCCACCGACACAUCUCCACUGCACGCCACCUCCACCGCCGCCGUGCACGCGACUACUCGAGCCAUCGAGAUCGUCGAGGGGCGCGUGGUGUCGCGCGUGUCGGGCGGCACGCCGCUCGCGCUGCUGCCGCCGCGCCGCGUCCCCCCCGCGGGCCCCGCCCCGGCCCCCGCCGUCGCCGUCGCCGCCGCCUCCGCGCCGCUCGCCGCCGCCGACAUCAUGCAGAUGCCAAUAGUAUUCGCGGACGACGAGAACGCAGACGACGGCGCAGGAGCGCGCGGCGCUCGGCGCGGGCGGCGCGCGCGCGACGCUCUCGCCUUCCACGCGGAGGGCGCGGGCGGCGCGGGUGGCGGGGAGGGGCGCGCUCACGGUGCGUAG
Messenger RNA from Manduca sexta (tobacco hornworm), 3203 nucleotides. RefSeq names its product KAT8 regulatory NSL complex subunit 3. The coding region runs from base 1365 to 3203 and encodes 612 amino acids. The transcript is spliced from 7 exons. Lineage: Eukaryota; Metazoa; Arthropoda; Insecta; Lepidoptera; Sphingidae. The record is from RefSeq and is a predicted model, not a curated record.